Molecule: messenger RNA, 885 nt
Organism: Belonocnema kinseyi
Lineage: Eukaryota; Metazoa; Arthropoda; Insecta; Hymenoptera; Cynipidae
Gene: SF2
Product: serine/arginine-rich splicing factor 1B
Exons: 3
Cellular component (GO): cytoplasm; nucleus; ribonucleoprotein complex
Molecular function (GO): mRNA binding
Source: RefSeq, a predicted model, not a curated record
UGUUUGUCAUACCACGCACGCACCCUCGACUCCAAGCCAAGUAAACCCGUAAUCGUCACUAACUAAUUUGUUCUCAUUGCUGCUGCUGCGUACAGUGUAGCACACCAAAAGGAUCAAAUUACUUUUCCCAAAGUUAAAAUGUCUCACGGAGGAAGAAAUGAGUGCAGAAUUUACGUCGGAAAUUUGCCACCCGACAUCAGAACCAAGGACAUCCAGGAUCUCUUCUACAAGUUCGGAAAAGUAACGUUUGUUGACUUGAAAAAUCGCAGGGGACCUCCAUUCGCCUUCGUCGAAUUCGACGACCCAAGAGAUGCAGAGGAUGCCGUGCACGCGAGAGAUGGCUAUGAUUACGAUGGGUAUCGUCUUCGAGUCGAGUUUCCGCGAGGAGGAGGUCCGAGCAACAAUUUCCGAGGGGGUCGCGGAGGAGGCGACAGUGGCCGAGGAGGCGGCGGUCGAGGGGGUGACAUGAACAAUUCGCGAGGUCGAGGUCCACCGGCACGCCGUUCUCAAUAUCGGGUUCUCGUCACCGGACUGCCUCCUUCCGGAAGUUGGCAGGAUCUCAAGGAUCAUAUGCGAGAGGCUGGGGAUGUUUGCUUCGCCGAUGUUUACAAAGAUGGCACUGGGGUCGUUGAAUUUCUACGUUACGAGGACAUGAAAUACGCCGUGAAAAAGCUUGACGACUCUCGAUUCCGCUCUCAUGAGGGAGAGGUGGCGUAUAUUCGUGUGAAGGAGGAUCACGGACCGGGCGAGCGGGGUCGCAGCGAAGACCGGGAACGCGGAAGAACCCGUUCUCGAAGCUACAGUCCACGACGUCGCGGCUCACCGACUUAUUCGCCAUUGCGACGACACUCGCGAACACGUUCACGAUCCAGGUCUCGUUCUUAC